UAACAAGGGCGACAAUUGCAAAAAAACUGACCUGUUUCGUAAUAUUUUUGACAGCUAACACUAACUCCGAAAAAAUGGCAAACGAACAAAACAAGUACGAAACCAAAGUUGCCCUGGUGGAGAGCAACAGUCGCCCGGCUGGCCAUCAGCUAGUGAACACAUACUUGACUAAUAGAAACUCUGACCCUAUGGACCUCGUGGAGCUUGCUAGACAAGUACAGAAGGCAGAUGAGUUCACCAAGGCUACCUGUGGCAGCAAACUGAUGGUGAUAGCAGACAAUAUCAGGUACCUCCAGGAGCAGGCCAAAAAGGUUCUAGAGGAGGCGAGACGUGACGCCAUGCUUCACCACGCAGCUUGCAACCUCGUGAAGAAGCCAGGCCAGGUGUACUACCUGUAUGAGAGGCAGUCUGGACAGAAAUACUUCUCCAUACUCUCUCCACAGGAGUGGGGAGCCGGAUGUCCACACGAGUUUGUUGGUGCCUUCAAACUGGAGCAUGACAUGAGCUGGACACCGUACGAGCACAUUGACCAGCGAGCACAGGACUUUGCUCUUAUCAACAAGGUCAUGAACGCACAGCAGGCUCUGGUGGAAGCUGCUUCACCAAACUUUAAAGGACUUACCUCAGAGUCUAGGAACAGCUCUACACUGAAAUUGACUGAUGUAGUGAAUGAUGGUGUCCAAAAGAAUGAUGUUGGCUUUCCCUUGGCAUAGAAAUUUUCAAUUUUAUAGGCACAUUUACUUUCUUUUUAUUUUAUAAGCUUUUAAGGUAAAAACGUGUAGCUCAAAGUACUAUUGUUUGCCUAGAUAUGCUUAUUAUUGUCCCCUACCGGUUCCACCGGAGGGGACUUAUGGUUUGCGCUCUGUGCGUCUGUCUGUCUGUCACACUUUUCUGGAUCCUGCGAUAACUUUUAAAGUUCUUUAUAUUUUUUUCAUGAAACUUGAAACAUUGAUAGAUGGCAAAAUGGUCAUUAUGCACGUCAUUAAAUUUGUACCUACAUUAAAAAUUCUUAUUACUAUGACAACAAAUAGACUAGAAAUACUGCUGACAAUGGUGGUUUUCUGGAUCCUGCGAUAACUUUAAAAGUUAUUCAUAUUUUUCAUGAAACUUGAAACAUGAUUUAAUGGCAUUAUGGACAUUAUGCACGUCAUUUCAUUUUGUUCCGUAAAAAAUUAUGGUUGCUAUGGCAACAAAUAUAUAAAAAAAUCUGACAAUGGUAGAAUUUCUGACAAUGGUGGAGCCAGUAGGGGACAUAUUGUUUGGGAAUAGUCUUGUUAACAAUAGGCUAAUUUUACAAAUGGCAGAGAACCCUGUAAGACCUGCCAUAGAAUGGACUCAAUUGUUAUUGCAAUACAUUUGUUGUACAGGAAUAUAAAAUUGUGAUACUAUGUAUCAUAUUGUGAAAUAUUUUACAAUUCGUUAUCGACAAUAUUUGUCUUAUUCCAAAUGUAUCUUUUUGCAAAAUUUCCAGGUUUUGUCUGUUAUUUUCUUGUCUUUUGAUGUAGCGUAUGUAAUAUAUUAUUAUGGAGACAUGUAAAUUCUAUGCAAAUACUUAAAAUUCAUAGUGUAUAGUUCAAUUAUAUGUAUAUUCAUGAGGUGGAAAACGACCAGAUUGCAACAGUGAAUGUUACGGCGCACAACUUUUAUGGGCACAGCAUAAUGCCUUAAAUGGUCUUAAGUUAUAAAACGUAAGUCUUGUGUAUGAAUGUUUGUUUGAGUAACACCUGACAAAACACUUCUCUUGUCCAUGUUCAAGUAUAGAUCAGAAACUGUGUAUAAAAAUUAUCAAUAUAGAUAAUAUUAUUUUUGAAAGAUUUGUAAAUAUUAUAAUGGACAUUGUCUCCUUAUAAGAGCUAAACUCUUCACUUUUUACUUGUAAAAUUAUGAUUUUAUAAAACAUUUUUAGGUAUUAUAUAGUGAUAAUAUGUGGAUAUUUUGGUAUUGUUGUUUCAUGAGUACUUGUGGGAAGUUUUAAUGGACCUUGUGUUAAUAAUGGUAAUAAAUUUUAUAAAUUA
Molecule: messenger RNA, 2015 nt
Organism: Dreissena polymorpha
Lineage: Eukaryota; Metazoa; Mollusca; Bivalvia; Myida; Dreissenidae
Source: RefSeq, a predicted model, not a curated record